AUGGAACAUCAUCUGCUUCAAAACCAGCAGCAUAAAGGAGUUUCAGCCAACAAGCAAAGCAAUUAUAAACAGAGGACUACCAACUAUUGCAGAAAAAAGUUUGUUGGGGUGAGACAAAGGCCUUCUGGUAAAUGGGUGGCAGAGAUCAAAGACACUACGCACAAGAUAAGAAUGUGGCUCGGCACCUUUGAGACUGCCGAAGAAGCUGCUCGAGCUUACGAUGAAGCUGCUUGCCUACUUCGAGGUGCUAACACCCGAACCAACUUUGCCACUCAUGUCUCCCCCGAUUCACCUCUCUCUUUGAAAAUUAAAAACCUCCUCCAUCAGAAAAAGACUAUGAAACACCACCCUUCAGCAGCCACCACCUUUAAACCGAGUUCAAGAACUAGUUCUAAUAGUUGUCUCACUGAUUUUAGAACUCAUGAUAGCUCUAACCGCAGAUCUACUUGUAAUGCUCCAUUUAGUGGCAAAGAGCAGGACGCCCUGAUGGUUGGGGAUGCAUAUAGACCAGACCUAAGCAGCUGCAUCACGGGGCUUGAAUCAGACCCCUUUCAUUCUGAUCACCCGUGGCCAUUCCAAACUGGUUGUGACCAGCUUCCAUUAAUUCAAGAGAGGCUGGAGUAUCCCAAGCAUGGCGGUUUGUUGCCUGCAGAUACAACAGGGCUAGAGCUAACAGAAUUUGAGCAAAUGAAGUUAGAGAGACAGAUUUCAUCAUCGUUGUAUGCGAUGAAUGGAGUGAAUGAGUACAUGGGGAAUGCAUAUGAUGCUGGUGAUCCUCUCUGGGAUCUUUCUAAUUUGUGUCACAUGUUCUGUCCAAGUUGA
This is a messenger RNA of Juglans regia (Persian walnut), 822 nucleotides long. RefSeq names its product ethylene-responsive transcription factor ERN1. The coding region runs from base 1 to 822 and encodes 273 amino acids. Lineage: Eukaryota; Viridiplantae; Streptophyta; Magnoliopsida; Fagales; Juglandaceae. The record is from RefSeq and is a predicted model, not a curated record. Gene Ontology annotation, biological process: regulation of DNA-templated transcription. Gene Ontology annotation, molecular function: DNA-binding transcription factor activity; DNA binding. The transcript has a single exon.